AUGACUGUCCUCAUGCGCGUCUUGGCUCUGGCGCUCUUGGUGCUGGUCACAAGUAUACGCUAUGAGGAGCAUCUGGUGAACAAGUCCAAUGAUGCGUUUGAAGAUGAGGAAGACCAGGAUUGGGACCCGGAGGAGCUUGACAAGAUGGUGGACGAUGUGCUGGAAGAGAUGGCUAACAGAAAAAAGGCCCCGCCAGUCAAUGACGACGAGAACUUACACUUUGGUGGCGGCCUGACUGCGGAGGAGCUUGACAAGCUGGUGGAUGAGACGCUUGCUGAGCAGGAUGAGGAUGAGGAGCCGUCGUGCUGGUUGUGGAAACUGGGCAUUGCCACUUGCCUCAACUUUGAACACAACAAUCCGGGGCAUGACAAUCAGGAUGCCAACAGCAUUGACAGCAACACGGCAACACUAUCACUACCACAGACAACUAGCAUUCGGACGCUUGCUCGUACCAUGGCAUACGAUUCCGCAACAUCCUUGCUAAUUACGUAA
Symbiodinium pilosum is the source of this 492-nucleotide messenger RNA. Lineage: Eukaryota; Dinophyceae; Suessiales; Symbiodiniaceae. The record is from the annotation of a GenBank genome assembly.